AUGCCCGAAAUCCAUGAAUCAAUCACAAUUGCAGCUCCUCCCUCGCAAGUCUGGAGCGUUUUAAUGGACUUGGAAUCUUGGCCAAAAUGGAAUACCUUUGUCUCAUCAAUCGAAGUACAACCUCCACACAAUGAACUUGCCGUUGGAAGCAAGCAGACCAUCACCAUCAACAAGUCUCAGUCCUACACCAAUGUCGUAUCAGUUUUACAACCUGAAAAAGAACUUCGCUGGAACGGCAGUAUCUUGACACCGAUUAUCUUCGAUACGAAACACUGGUGUCUUUUGGAAGCUGUCGACGACGGACGGUCGACGACUUUUACUCAGGGCGAGCGUUUUUCUGGCAUCCUGGCACCUGUUGCUGCGGCGAUGGGCAAGCUGGAUGAACUACGUGAAGGUUACGUGAGGAUGAAUGAAGACCUGAAACGAGCUGUUGAGGCUGGAAAAGAACAAAGUUUAUUGUGA
This is a messenger RNA of Fusarium redolens, 462 nucleotides long. RefSeq lists its product as uncharacterized. The record is from RefSeq and is a predicted model, not a curated record. The transcript has a single exon. The coding region runs from base 1 to 462 and encodes 153 amino acids. NCBI's taxonomy places the organism in Eukaryota, Fungi, Ascomycota, Sordariomycetes, Hypocreales, Nectriaceae.